CCGUCCGCGCGCCACGCUCGACCGCACCUCAUCAGUCGUAAUCGAUCGCGUGUCUAAAUAAUAUUAAGUACACACUUCCACGCACGCACACACACACACACACUCGUACGCGUAAUAAUAUUAUAAUAUCAACGCUUGCUUACACGUACAACUACAGGUACGUACGACGCACACGCACACGCACGCAUUCGUCUGUCACACCUCGAAAUAUAAGUCUGCUGUAUUAUUUUUUUUUCAUCUUUCUCUUAGGUACGUUCACAAUUAUUAUUUUUCUGGUAUUAUAAUAUUGUGUUGUACGCUCUCGAAACCCGCGCGGCGCAGCACACACUCGACGACCGCGACCGCGACGACGACGACGACCGCGACGGUUACGUGCGAAUCCGUUUUAUUAUAUUUACGCGACAGGUUAGGUUAACGUAAUACCGGGUUACGGGACGAUACAUAUUACAAUUAAUAUUAUAUUGAACGCCUCAGCUAAAUAAUAAAUACUUACGCGAGUGUAAAUAUGCGCUUGGACAUAUGUCCUACUGCAGCAGUGCCGGUGCAUCAGUUCGUUUCCGCAUCGUUCGUUUGUUGAGUAAUAACAUAGUAUUGCGUCGGAACAAGCGCAUUCGUAUCAUAUCGUAUGAAAACGAUUUGAUAAUGUUCGCCGCGACUCGCUAACCAUCGCGAUCCUACGGGCGACGAGAUGCUCGCGUAUUAUUCCGUCUAUAAUUAUUGUAAUGAAGGUACGUCAUCGGUAACGCGCCUCAUCCGACCAUAAUUACAAUAUCAUAAUCGUACAUGAUCUACGUCUGGGACCACCUGCAGAUGAAAUUUUCGCUGUACAUAACUAUAUAAUAUAAUAGGUAUCUGUAGUGAAUUGCUAAAUAAUAUUAUUUUACAAUCGUCGCCGUGUACGAUAUAAUAUUAUAUAGAAGACUGAACCAGGUGACGAAAAUGCGGCGGGCGACCUGCUCGUGAAAACCCGCUGCAGGCCGACGAAAAAUGAACGAAUCGGUGACCGUGUGCAGCAGACAACAGGGACCGUCGUAUCAUCACCACCACGGCCAUCACGUAGUAGUCAUGCCGGCGCAGUGCAACGGUGACGAGUGCGCGGCAGAACCACAACCGGCCACCGUGGCCGGUUCGUGGACGGCAUACGGCCAUCAGCCCGCGGCGGUCGCCGCCGGUUACCAUCAACAUCACCACCACCAUCAUCUGCAACAGCAGCAGCAGCAGCAGCAACAUCAACAGCAGCAACAGGACCAUCACCUCCAUCAUCCGCAUCAGGGAAUGCCCACGGUACCGCCGCCGCCGCAGUCGUUGAUGCACCAACACCAUCACCAUCAGCCGGUGGACGGUGGCGGUUACGCCGCGUGGCCGACGGCGGUCGUGUACAACAAGAGGCGGCCGUCUUACGCGGACGACGUGCAAGCGUACCAUCACGCGCACCACCACGCGCCGCCGCCACCACCGCCGCCCCCGCACCAUCAGCCGGCCGGCGCCGCGGCCACUUUGCAGGCCGUCGCGGCCUACAACCCGACGGCCGUGACGGCCUCGACGGCCACGUGCUCGUCGCCCGGCACGUCGUUGGAUGAACCGUCGUCCGCGGCCGCUGCGGCGGCUGCUGCUUACCAAACUGCCAACGAUUACAAGUACUGGCCACCCGUACAGCAGCAACCGUCGCCCACCGGCACAGGACGCGUGAGUCCGUACGGUUGGAUGAAGAGAGUCGAGUACCAAGACCGUCCACAACCUGGUAGAACACGCACCAAAGAUAAGUACAGGGUCGUAUACACCGACUUGCAGCGCUUGGAACUCGAGAAGGAAUUUCACUUUAACCGAUACAUCACGAUCACAAGAAAAACCGAGCUGUCCAAAAUGCUGAGCCUGUCCGAAAGACAAGUGAAAAUAUGGUUUCAAAACAGGCGAGCCAAACAGCGGAAAAUCGACAAAAAACGAGAAGAGACGAUCAUCAACGAGAACUCAAAACAACUGAUCCAGACACCUGUCGAUACAAAUUAUUCGAUCGAGAGCUGUUCGUCCCUAUGAAACGAUCGGCAAAAUCGUACCGCGUAAAUCGACGAUAUGAGCUUAUAUUCGACCGCGGGUAUAACAUUAUUAUUAUUAUGAUAAUUGUCGAUAAACCUAAAAAAAAUGUGGGCACAACGAAAUCGGUCGUUAUACAUAACAUUUUGUAUAAUAUUUUAUAUAAAUCGUAAGUUUGAAUCGCGUCCAAAUGAAACAAUUAAACACUUUUCAUUAUUUUAUUUUUUAAACACAAUUUUAUUUUUAUUUUAAAAAUUAGCCUAUUAUUAUUAUUAUUAUAAUACAAGACGUUAUGUUUUUGUUUUAGCCGACUUUCAAUAAUGCGUGCUUAUCAUACCGUUACACUUUUGACUGUACAUAAUUAUUAUUAUAAUAUAGAAAUCGUUUAAUUUUACCUUAAUACCCGCGCUAUUAUUAUUGGUGUAUUCGUUAUAAUAUAAUAAUAAUAAGAGGUAGGUAUAACUGUUACUCGAAUUUUAAUUUUUACGAAUGUAUAUAGUGAGCUUAUCGAACUUGUUGAUAUUUUUAAUUGUUGCCGUUGUGUACUUACCUUCAUAGGUUUUAUUGUAAUAACAUUAUGUUUUAAUAAUUACAGGUGUACACCUACCUAUAUACCUUUCUGGCUAUAUCGAUUAUAAUGUAUGUAUAGGUACAACUGUUGUUUACCAACGUUAUUAGAAUAAUAAUGAUAAUAAUAUUAGUAAUAAUAAUAAUAAAUUAUUAUUAUUAUUAUUAUAAUAAUGCGAUUGUUAUUAUGUUGACGAAUGUGUUUGUACUUAUCGGCGAACGUUAGCUAUGGUGACGUGUAAGCGGUGUACCCAUAUCACUUGGAAUUUUAUUUAUAGAUUGUAAAUAAUAUAUUGUACUUAAGCAGACUUAAUCCGAACGAAUAUAAGUAGUUGAACUUAAAAUAAGAUUAUAAUAUUAAAAUGUUUUAAAAAAAAUGGAGUUGAACAAUAAAUUAUGUGAAUAAUUAUUAUUCUUAGGUAUCGAAAUGUAUAUGUUUCAGAUCGUUUCAAUGCGUAUAAUUUAUUACUAUUAUUAUUAUUAUUA
Molecule: messenger RNA, 3084 nt
Organism: Acyrthosiphon pisum (pea aphid)
Lineage: Eukaryota; Metazoa; Arthropoda; Insecta; Hemiptera; Aphididae
Product: homeobox protein CDX-2
Exons: 3
Coding region: 988-2034 (348 amino acids)
Biological process (GO): regulation of transcription by RNA polymerase II; cell differentiation; embryo development
Cellular component (GO): nucleus
Molecular function (GO): RNA polymerase II transcription regulatory region sequence-specific DNA binding; DNA-binding transcription factor activity, RNA polymerase II-specific
Source: RefSeq, a predicted model, not a curated record